Messenger RNA from Arabidopsis arenosa, 1538 nucleotides. The record is from the annotation of a GenBank genome assembly. NCBI's taxonomy places the organism in Eukaryota, Viridiplantae, Streptophyta, Magnoliopsida, Brassicales, Brassicaceae.
CAUUCAUAAUUUGUGUCCACCAAUUCACCUCAUCAAUUCAUCAUCUUCGACUUCGUGCUUUCAGAUGGUUUCUUCACAAAAUCAAGCAGAGAAUGAAGAUGUGAGACUUGAGGAAUCAGAUAGCGAGACUGAAGAAGAGACACCAUGUAGCAACAGCAGAACUGGGAAGAAAAGGAAGCGAAAUCCAGGAGCAAGCGAAGCUAGUUCUCCAAUUCCGGUAAAGAAGAUCCAGACAAGAUCAGGUGUUUGGGAGCAUUUUACAAGAUUCGUGAAAGAUGAAAAUAAAUGCAAAUGCCAUUACUGUGGUAGUGUUAUGAGUUGUAAAACAACUUCUGGGACAUCAAAUCUGCAGGGACAUCUAACAAAAGCAUGCAAGCAAUACAAGGUAUGGGUUUCUGACAAAGGUAAACAGCAAGCUAUUACUCCUGAUGGUCAUUUGAAGUUAGCUAAGGUUUCAGAGGCAGUGGUUAGAGAGGCUACUAAUGAGCUGAUGGUGAUGGCUGAAUUGCCAUUAUCAUUUGUUGAGUAUGCAACUGACUGGGUUGCAAUAGACAGAUUGGUACAGUUUCUUCAUAUCUUUCAUCACUCUACUUUAGUUGUUUCUGCAUCUUCUUCUCUGAAUGCCCAUAAAUGCUAUUCUGAGAUUUGUACCAUAGAGAAGAACCUGAUUAGACUUAGUAAUAGUCCAGAUUUAGGUAUGCAGACAAAGGCCAAGAAUAUGAGAGAUAAGUUUGAUAAAUAUUGGGAAGGUGUGAAGGAAAUCAAUAGGCUUCUGAUUAUUGCGAGUGUCUUUGAUCCAACCAAGAAAAUGCAGUUUGCACAGCAUAGCUUUGAUAAGCUAUAUGGUAAAGAUAGUGUAGUUGGUAAACAGAUCCAUGCAUCAGUGACAUCUGUGAUGAAAAGUUUGUUUGAUGCAUAUAAUAUCAACAUCAAUGGUCCACAAGUGCAGUCUCAAGCUACCUCAUCUUCUCAUUCUCAUGCUCAGUCUCAGAAUCAAAGUGGACAAGAAAGCGAUAUAAAUGAGAUGGAUUCUGAAGUGGUGAAAGGUUAUGAAAGAAUGGACUUUGAAUAUAAUGAUAUGGUGCAACAGAAAGGAACUCAUGAUGCUAGUAAUGAGUUGGAGCUUUAUCUAAUGGAACCAGUGGAAAAUCCAAAUCUGAUGUUGGGUACAGAAUAUGAUGUUCUUGGCUAUUGGAGGCUCAAUUCUCCAAAGUUUCCUAUAUUAUCUGCAAUAGCUAGAGAUGUACUUGCAAUGCAAGUUUCUUCUGUUGCAUCAGAGAGUGCUUUUAGCACUAGUGGUCGUAUUCUAGACCCUUAUCGGAGUUGUCUCACGCAUAGUACACUAGAAGUUUUAAUGUGCACCGAACAGUGGCUUAAGUGUACGAUUCAUUUAAAUGAUAAGGGACUGUUCACUAUAUCUGAUGUACUAGGAGGAGACGUUGAUGUACAAGACAAGCUUCAAAAAGGAAGAGAAGAAUGGAAGAUCAACUCAAGGACUUGAAGAUGCUUGUAGAAUCUAAUAAUCUAUACUCUAAUCU